GCUGAGCUGUGAUCAAAAUCGAGACUAAAGAUGGCUGCAGGCAAGGCACAAAUUGGAAAGCUGGCCCCAGACUUCACAGCCAAAGCGGUGAUGCCAGGCGGACAGUUCAAGGACAUCAAAAUGUCAGACUACAGAGGAAAAUACGUUGUUUUCUUCUUCUACCCUCUGGACUUCACCUUUGUUUGCCCAACUGAGAUCAUCGCUUUCAGUGACGCUGCCGAAGAGUUCAGGAAGAUUGGCUGUGAGGUCAUCGCCGCCUCCGUUGACUCCCACUUCUCCCAUUUCGCAUGGACCAACACACCACGUAAGCAGGGCGGUCUGGGCACCAUGAAGAUUCCCCUUGUAGCUGACACAUGCCGCACCAUCUCCACAGAUUACGGUGUCCUGAAGGAGGAUGAGGGCAUCGCCUACAGGGGUCUGUUCAUCAUUGAUGACAAGGGCAUCCUGAGACAGAUCACCAUCAAUGACCUUCCAGUUGGACGCUCUGUUGAGGAGACCUUGCGUCUGGUCCAAGCCUUUCAGUUCACUGACAAGCACGGAGAAGUCUGCCCCGCCGGCUGGAAACCAGGAAGUGACACCAUCAAACCCGACGUCCAGAAGAGUAAAGACUUCUUCUCCAAACAGUAAUAAGCUAGAGGCCAGAAUCUGCUGUCUGCUGUAGGAGAUUUCAUAUAGAGAUAACAUUUCUAGAGAACAAUAUUUAAACUCUCACCGCUGUGCCUGUGGAGGAGUGGUGAGGAGGCAGUUUCUGUAGUCAACUUGUUUUGUGUGUGCUUUUGUCUGUAGAGUGAACAGUGUAAUUAUGACCAAAGUAUAUAAUCGUGUAAUUAUGUUGCAUGCUGUUUUGACUCUCUGACUGAGCUAAAUAUGUGUUUGUUCAUCGAGUCACUCCAUUACUAUUGUUAGAUGCAAUGGGCCUUACAAACAUUUUAUUGGAAAGAAGCCACAAACACCUCUCCUCAUCAUGUUGUAUUUUUUUUUGUACUAUGUCCUUUUUUUCACAGUGAACAUGUUUGAUCUAAAUAAAAAAUACAGUGUAAAA
Molecule: messenger RNA, 1042 nt
Organism: Scomber japonicus (chub mackerel)
Lineage: Eukaryota; Metazoa; Chordata; Actinopteri; Scombriformes; Scombridae
Gene: prdx1
Product: peroxiredoxin 1
Exons: 6
Coding region: 31-627 (198 amino acids)
Biological process (GO): hydrogen peroxide catabolic process; cell redox homeostasis; removal of superoxide radicals
Cellular component (GO): cytosol
Molecular function (GO): thioredoxin peroxidase activity
Source: RefSeq, a predicted model, not a curated record